Molecule: messenger RNA, 522 nt
Organism: Talaromyces amestolkiae
Lineage: Eukaryota; Fungi; Ascomycota; Eurotiomycetes; Eurotiales; Trichocomaceae
Exons: 4
Coding region: 1-522 (173 amino acids)
Biological process (GO): tricarboxylic acid cycle; mitochondrial electron transport, succinate to ubiquinone
Cellular component (GO): membrane; mitochondrial envelope
Molecular function (GO): ubiquinone binding; heme binding
Source: RefSeq, a predicted model, not a curated record
AUGGCCGCCUUCAUCCGCCCCUCCUCCGGUGCCAUGAUGGGAACGAUCAUGAGAGUCCCAGCUGUCUACUCGACCAAGUCAGCUCCGUUGGCUAUGACUAUUGCUCGUCAGGCGCAAAUCACACAAUUUCAUAGUUCUGCCAAGAGGCAGAUUCUUACGCCUUUGCCACUGAACGAUGCCGCACCUGUCCCCCACAGUUCCCCCAGCCAUGGCAGCUACCACUGGACCUUUGAGCGCCUUAUCGCCGCCGGCCUCGUCCCUCUUACCAUCGCUCCCUUCAUCGGCGGGKCCCUCAACCCGGUCUUGGACUCCAUUCUCGCCGCCGGAAUUGUCCUUCACUCUCACAUUGGAUUCCAAGCCCUCAUCAUCGAUUACUUGCCCGAAUACCGAGUCCCCAAGACCCUUGCCUUGUUCAAAUGGGGUCUCCGCGCCGCUACCCUGACCGUUGCCGUUGGAUUGUAUGAAUUCGAGACGAAUGAUGUCGGUAUCACCGAGGCGAUUAAGAGGGUGUGGACCGCAUAG